This is a messenger RNA of Botrytis cinerea B05.10, 1295 nucleotides long. RefSeq lists its product as hypothetical. Lineage: Eukaryota; Fungi; Ascomycota; Leotiomycetes; Helotiales; Sclerotiniaceae. The record is from RefSeq and is a predicted model, not a curated record. The transcript has a single exon. The coding region runs from base 254 to 1153 and encodes 299 amino acids.
GCGCCUUUUACAGGUUGUCGUCUGUUUCAAUUGACAUCACUGGCCCUUGAACUCUGUAAUCGGCAUGGAGGCCAAUUCAAUUUACGUGAAGACCCACCUACUUUUAGUAUUGGCUCGUAUUCCGACCUACAUAACGAAUGUGUACAAAGGUAGAAAUAAGUGAAGGAACUCCAUCCGUAUACUCUAUCACAUAACCCUUUUCUCUGAUAUUCUCAUUUGAAAAAGUUUACUGACAUUACCUGUUGAUUUUAAUAUGGGCUUUAACAUUUGGUCAGAAAAGCCAAGCGGAAGCUUGCCACAGUACUCACGUUUGCCACAGCGAGAGCAAGCUGAUACCCACCCUCAUUCAGCAUCUAGAGAAACUCCAACUCCAUCAAACGUGUUCCCAUAUAUUCGUUUCAUUCUAUACUCAAUAACGGGCGUCGCAUUCAUCACAUCUUUUCUUUGGGCCGGCCCCACCGCUCUUCGUGAAUACCUCAAUGCCCCAUCCUCCUCCGCUGCUCUACCAACCAUCACAAAUUCCUCGACUCCAACGAUUAACCUCGUAAUCGCCUCCUUCACAUCGAAAAGCGAUUCAUCAGGAUGGACAAAAGGCUUGAAGAAAGACAACCUAGCAAUUAUCCAACACACUUCUCCGGCGUCCACACACAAAGGUUCUGAAGCCCUCAUCUAUUUGAAAUACCUCCACCAAUAUUACGAUAAUCUACCUUCUGUUUCCAUCUUCCUCAACAAAUGGGAAGCGACAGAGCUUAGCUGCCCAAUCUCCGAAACGGAUCUGAUCAAUCGUCUUGACCUCGCUACUGUUCAAUCUCGGGGCUUCCUCCCCUUCUGUUUCCAGGAUGCAUCAAGCAUGGGAACCAAUGAUUCCGUCAUCUCAUUGUUUCAAAAGAGCUUUCCAGACAAGGAAGUACCCAACAAGUUUUCAGCUCCGUGUAAUGAAUUCGCGAUUUCGAAGGACGCAAUCCGUUCAGUACCAAGGCAACAAUACCUGCAUCUUGCUAAUAUGUUAAGACCAACAUGUGCAGAAUCUGACGCGGGGAAAGAGUGGGACGUUAUGUGGCCGUACCUCUUCCUACAAGAUGAUACAAAUGAAGUUGCUGCUUCAGAAGCCUUAUGUCAAGGCUGGGGAAUUUGCUUAGGUUCGGAGGAUUAGAAACGCUUCAACGGACUGUGCUACAAGAUGGAAAUAGAGUAAGGCAAAAAUUGAAAUUAGUUAUUUAGUCACCUUGACGUCUUUCUCUAGCGGAAACUAAUCUCUUGUUUGAUUAUUAAUUAGGAAUUCAUAAGUAUAUACA